Entrophospora candida is the source of this 1497-nucleotide messenger RNA. Lineage: Eukaryota; Fungi; Glomeromycota; Glomeromycetes; Entrophosporales; Entrophosporaceae. The record is from the annotation of a GenBank genome assembly.
AUGGCACUUUCUACACCAGCAGCUUAUGCUCUAUUUUUCAUUACAGUUUUCUCAUUUUUAAUUAUUGGAUUGUAUGCUGCAUAUAAAAAUACGAAAAAUAAAUCCGAUUUUUUAUCUUCUUUAAGAACUCAAACUGCUGUACCAUUAGCACUUAACUGGAUAGCUUCAAGUCUUGGAUCAUCAUCAUUGUAUGCAUAUCCAGAGGUAGGAGUAUUAGCAGGAAUAUUAGGUGUAUUUAUGUAUGCAUUCGGGACUGUCGUUUCAUUAUUCGUGUUUACACUUUUUGGACCAUACAUUCGUAAAAAAUGUCCUGAAGGAUUCACCAUAACAGAAUUUGUGUUGAAAAGAUUUAGUAUCGUCAAUCAAAUUUACAUUUCAUUGAUGUCAUUGGCUAUCAUGUUGUGUUAUAUGAUUAGUGAGUUGUCAGCCGUUGGUAGUAUAUUGUUAGAAUUGGGAAAUUUUGAUCCUAAACUUUCAAUUAUUACGAUCGCAGUUGUGACUUGUCUUUACACAACAUAUGGAGGACUUCGAGUUUCAAUAUUUACAGAUUUUAUACAAGGAUCAGUAAUUGUCAUCUUGAUUAUAAUCGCAACAAUUGGUUUUGGCGCAUCAGUAAAAAUUGAUCAAGAGUUGAAGGACAGUAGUGAUUUGCUCAAGUCAAAUUCUUUGGGUUGGCAAUUACUUUACAUCAUGCCUGUUGCUAUUUCUUUUGCCAAUUUAUUUCAUCAGGGAUUUUGGCAAAGGACCUUCUCAUCCAAGAAUGAUAAAGAAUUAAGUUUAUCGGUUUGGUACGGUAGUCUAAUCUUAUUUCCAGCAUUGAUCUUGAUCGGAUUCACCGGGAUACUGGCAGUAUGGGCUGGUACAUUGACACCAGAAAUACCUGGAUAUAUAGCUUUCUUUACAUUGUUUACCAUUGUUGCAACAUCUUCAAAUGAUAUAUUUCAUAAUAGGUUACCAUUAUGGGCAAUUAGAUUGUUUGCUGCUGCUUUUAAUAUUCCUGCUGUUAUACUUGGUCUAUACAAUCUAGAUGUUCUAAGAGUGUUCCUAAUUGGAGAUCUAAUAGCAACAGCAGCAAUGCCACCAAUUUUACUUGGAAUUUUUGACAAAUUUUAUUACAUUAAUUCAAUUGAUGCAAUUGCAGGUGGAUUAGGAGGCUUUUUGGGGAUUUUUAUAUUUGGUAGUAUUUAUUAUAAUAAUGCAAGUGAUGGUGCCAAUUUGAUAAAUUUGCCACUGGGUCUUUAUGGCGAGGAUUAUUCAGUCCUGGGAGCUUUUAUUGUUUGUCCGCUUGCCUCUUUGUUUUUUACAUUUUUGUCAUGUGGUGUUCGAUUAAGUAUUAUGAAGUUAAUUGGAAGUAAACUAACGCCCGAUGAAAAAAGCAAAUCAUCUCAUGAACCUAUUGAACAAAAUAAAUCACCUUAUGAACAACCUAACCAACAAAGCAAAUCACUUCAUGAACAACCUGAUGAACAAAAAGACUCUGACAACAGAAUUCGCUAG